CACACGCUCUUACAGCUUUGUGUGGAUUAUCAACCUGUCAGCUGUGGAAGGAGCUAAGAAAGAAUCCUGGCACUGUUCAGAUGGCACCUAUAUUUAACAAAGCGCGUUCGCAUUGAAACCCAAAAAUGGUAGAUAGUAGAAGCUGUAAAGAAAAACUAGACCAAGUAUUGAAAAGAACAAGUUGUGAACUAUUUAACGAUAUGUGAGAGACACGGUGGUAUUUGGAAAGAGAGCUGACAGAUGCAACACAAUACCAAUCUGGUGUAAACCAUCGGCCAGGAGGAGUCUGAGCUGCCUGUCUGUUGGGACACUUCCAUCGUGGGAAUUCAAGACAUGAAAACCAUCACGCUGCUCUGAUGUGGCCUCACUGCAGAGACCCCAGAGCAGAAAUAUGUCAUUUGCUUUCUUUCAACGCUUGUGACUGAUGACAAAAUAGGCUGCUGUUUGAAUUUUUUUGUCACAUCAAUCAUAGACAGAAACAGUCAGGUCUGUUUUUUAUUCAUUCGCUGAGGAUCACUUAAUGAGGGACCAGAAGGACGAUCUGACAACAUAUUGGAUCUUUGUCAGCCACGUGUUUUGAUGACUGUAUCUUCAUUUUGGAGACAAGAGUCAUUUCAUAUACAGUUAAAAUGAAAUGGGAGAAGCUGAAGCCCCCAGAGCCAGACGAUCCUCUGUGUUGCUGUGAGUGUGAUGUCUACCAGUGUGGAUGCUGUGAUUGUGAAGAUCUGGAUCAAGCUUGUAACAGGUGGCUAAAAGGCAAACAACCUAAAUAUGGAUGUCAGUCUCCUGUGUUUGGUGCAAUGAUCGACAACAUGGAGCUUUCCAUGAUUCCGGUACUGGUGUCACUGCCGCUCCUGAUGCGGGUUGCGGCGCUGCACUACCUUCUGGGUAUCAUUGUUCUUACAGCUCUGCCCGGUCUGAUGUUGUGGUACUACUAUGCCACCCACCGAAAGAGGAAACGCACUAUCUUCUUCCUGACGCUCCUGCUCUACUCCCUGGCGUACAUGUAUUAUCUCUUCAUCACAGAGAUUGUGCCUCGUGAGGAUGUUAGUCAGCUGCAGGUGUGCACUGUGACCACUGGGGUGGUUCUCACCCUCGCCUUGCUUAUUCGCACCAAGAAGGGCCCAGGUUUUGUGACUGCAUCCUUGUACGAGGCCCACUGUCAGAGCCGGGAGGCGCACAAAGACCCAGUCUACCUUAACGGAUCUGUCCAAUCAGUGGUGUCUUCCUUGAAUACUGUAGCAGAGGUGAGGAAGCAGACUUCGGAUCCAAAAUGGAGCAGGUGUCCUGUGUGCCAAAUAAUGCGCCCGCCACGGACAGGACACUGUCGAACCUGUGGAGCCUGUGUCCAGCGUUUAGACCACCAUUGCAUCUGGUGUUGCAGGAUAAACAGCUGUGUGGGAAAAGCCAACCACCGCAGUUUUCUGCUGACCCUAUCGGUGUUCUUGUUGACCUCUUUGUAUGGGAUCACUUUGGUGCUCAGCAGUCUCUGCCCUCACCAGUAUCUUGUGACGGCUCUUUUCUACUGUCCCGGUGUCUACAGUCAGUCCAGCACGUCCAUUUGCUUCAGCUGUGCUUGGUACAGCAGCAUUGUCACAGGAGGACUGCUGUACCUGUUGGUGGCACAAAUUCUCAACAUCAGCUUCAAUGUGACGGAGCGAGAGGCUCAGCUGGCCCUCAGGAACAAGACAGGCCAGAGCCGUCUGUGGGGGCUUGUCAUCGAUACAGGACAUUAUUCACGUGGCUUCUACCAGAACUGGGUUGACUUCCUCACCAUGGCAGACGCUGCGCUUUCUCCUCAGUCAGACUCUACUGACCUGGUCUAGUUUCACUUCAUAGUUUCAGUGAGAACACAGUCUGGCUAUCUGCUGUUUGAAGAAUCACUUUUCAUGUAUAAUUAUUCAUUUUGAAAAAAAAAAAAGAUUAAUUGCAAAAUAUAAUACUCAUUUAUACAUAGACAUUUUACGUACACUAAAAUUUUGAUACAAAUUGUGUAAAUUGGUGAACAAAAAAAUGACUACUGCUGCCACUGUUACUAGCAACA
This is a messenger RNA of Thalassophryne amazonica, 2044 nucleotides long. Its product is annotated as palmitoyltransferase ZDHHC23-like. The transcript is spliced from 5 exons. Gene Ontology annotation, molecular function: protein-cysteine S-palmitoyltransferase activity. Gene Ontology annotation, biological process: peptidyl-L-cysteine S-palmitoylation; protein targeting to membrane. NCBI's taxonomy places the organism in Eukaryota, Metazoa, Chordata, Actinopteri, Batrachoidiformes, Batrachoididae. The record is from RefSeq and is a predicted model, not a curated record. The coding region runs from base 630 to 1826 and encodes 398 amino acids. Gene Ontology annotation, cellular component: Golgi apparatus; endoplasmic reticulum.